UAUCGCAUGCAUUCAGCAGUGUGAUGUGGUUUCGUGCGGUGCUGGCAGUAUAAUCAGGCCUAUUUGACUUGGUCGUCGAUACGCGAAUUUACGAGACAGUUUAUUUAGUUUUCUUGCAUCCUUAUUUAUUUUACAAUUUUACAUAAGUUUGUGCUCUUAUAAGUCCUCCGUGCAUAAUCAUUGCUUCAGGCACAUUGAACGAGGGUUUUAAAACCAGUGGAUAUAUUAGAUCUCGUUUGAUACAUGUAAUUGUUUGCACUCUUUUGACGGAACACAUUCAUUUUGUAAUAAACUGAAACACAUAAACAAACGAAUUCAAGUUUCAGAACAGUUUCUUGUUUUUUUUUCAGGAGACCUCAAGUGCUCGUACAUAUGUGAAAUGAGUGUUUGUGAAAAAUAGUAUUGAGACGGGAGUGCGUGACAUUGAGAACUACAUACUUUUUUUGUAGUUGGAGUAAAUUUUAUCCAGAGAAUUUUGGAGUCAACUGAACAACUGGACACAAUGAAGCCCAAAUUAUUAUAGUCCUGACUCGAUGUCAACUCGGGAUGAUUUUGCUACUCUAAAACAUCACCGCGUGCACCGAGGGACCAAUAACCUCCAGCUUCACGAAUCCCACCAUUGAAAGAACAACAGGGCGAAAAAAUGACAAAAUAUUCUGAAUUCAAUUGGAGGCUUCCGGUGCCUGAGUUGCUUCUCGAAGGUGUUCAAGUGGAUCGGUGGACUGAGGAAAAGGAUGCUGUGGAGAUGGAGAUUGAAUGCCUCGUCAGAGUUGAUGAGUAUGGAUUUUUCAUGAACUGGAAGUCUGAGCCUCGGGAUGGAGACGUGCUGGAACUAUGUCAAGUUAGUGAUAUCCGAGCUGGGGGCGUGCCCAAAGACCAAAGACUUUUAUCUCAGCUACAAGCGAAACAUGGAGAUUUGUUGGAAGAAAAGUCCUUGACGGUUUGCAGUGGAACUGAUUUAGUUAACAUCAUUUACACUCAUUUCGUCUAUCCUGAUGCCGAGACUGCUAAGACGUGGUUAGAAGGCCUCCGUCGAAUUACCCACAAUUUCAAAGCCAACAAUAUCAGUCCGAUGACCUGUCUUAAAAAGCAUUGGAUGCGUUUGGGGUUUAUGGUGGCUCCGAAUGGGAAAGUGCCGGUGAAAGUAAUCGCGAGGACGUUCGCUUCUGGGAAGACGGAGAAAUUCGUGUACGAGUGUUUAAAAUCGCUAGCUCUCCCCAAUGAAAGGACCGACGUGAUAGAGCCUGCAGACUUCACCUUUGAAAAAUUCGUCGCUCUGUACCAUAAGAUCUGCCCACGGAACGAUAUUGAAGAGCUGUUUCAGUCCAUCACCAAGGGGAAAGCCGACUACAUCGAUGUGAACCAGUUCAUCUACUUCCUGAACGAAAAGCAACGGGAUCCACGUCUGAACGAAAUCUUGUAUCCUCUCUACAACGAGAAGCGAGCGUCCGAGAUCAUCCAAACCUACGAACCCAAUGAAGAGUUCAAGGCCUCCAGUCGACUUUCAAAGGAUGGACUAAUUCGUUACCUGAUGUCGGACGAAAACGCGCCCGUAUUUUUAGACCGCUUAGAUACCUACAUGGACAUGGAUCAACCCUUGUCACACUAUUACAUCAACUCUUCUCACAACACGUACCUUAUCGGUCGCCAAUUUGGGGGCAAGUCGAGUGUGGAAAUGUAUCGUCAAACGCUUCUCGCUGGGUGCAGAUGUAUCGAGUUGGAUUGCUGGGACGGAAGGGACGAAGAAGAACCCAUCAUUACACAUGGGAAAGCAAUGUGUACUGACAUUCUAUUUAAAGAUGUGAUUUUCGCGAUACGCGAUACUGCGUUUGUUACUUCCGACUAUCCCGUCAUUCUAAGUUUCGAGAAUCAUUGCUGCAAAGCCCAGCAAUACAAAAUGGCCAAAUACUGUGAUGAAAUUUUUGGAGAUCUCCUACUAAAAGAGCCUUUGCCCGACUAUCCGCUGGAAAUAGGGGCACCGCUCCCUCCACCAAGUGCUCUCAAACGCAAGAUCCUCAUAAAGAAUAAGCGUCUUCAACCAGAGGUUGAGAAAAUAGAGCUGGAGCUGUUUUUGAAGGGUCAGUUCGAGAUAAAUGAUGACGAGUGUCGGGAGGAUGCUUCUGCCGUGGAAAUCGUUCCGAAAGAGGACAAACCAAAUUAUACUGGUAGCCAGCCAGACUCCAACCAGCCACCAGAGCCACCUCAGACUAACGCCACGUCCCACACACCCGCCACUUUAUCCAUCCACCCAUGGUUGUCGUCCAUGAUAAACUACGCGCAGCCAGUGAAAUUCGCCGCGUUUGACCUGGCGGAAAAAAAAAAUUGCCACCACUACAUGUCCUCCUUUGCUGAAACCACGGGUCUUGGUUUGCUCAAAACGCAAGCCAUAGAAUUCGUCAACUACAACAAACGCCAAAUGAGCCGAAUUUAUCCAAAGGGAACAAGAGCGGAUUCAUCCAAUUACAUGCCUCAAAUAUUUUGGAAUGCUGGGUGUCAGAUGGUGUCUUUGAACUUCCAAACUGCGGACCUUCCUAUGCAACUGAACCAAGGGAAAUUUGAAUACAAUGGAGGAUGUGGCUUUCUCCUAAAACCUGACUUCAUGCGAAGACCGGACCGAAAUUUUGAUCCUUUUGCCGAAUCUCCCGUGGAUGGCGUGAUAGCCGCCCAGUGUUCUGUUCAAGUGAUUGCUGGGCAGUUCUUAUCGGACAAGAAGGUGGGAACUUACGUGGAAGUGGACAUGUUCGGGUUACCGACGGACUCCAUUCGAAAGGAAUUUCGCACUCGACUGAUUCCAGCAAAUGGACUAAAUCCGGUUUACAACGAAGACCCGUUUUUAUUUCGCAAGGUGGUUCUUCCCGAUUUAGCCGUCCUGCGUUUCGGAGUUUAUGAUGAGAACGGAAAACUUCUUGGUCAGCGGAUCCUUCCUCUUGACGGCCUACAAGCUGGAUUCCGGCACAUUAGUCUCCGCACUGAAGCAAACUUUCCCACCUCUCUACCAAUGCUGUUCUGCAAUAUUGAGCUUAAAAUCUACGUGCCUGAUGGAUUCGGAGAUUUUAUGGACGCACUGUCAGAUCCCCGAGCCUUUUUGUCAGCACAAGAUAAACGAGCCCAGCAAAUGCAAGCCAUGGGGAUCGAGGAGUCAGAUAUUAACAGUAUGAACAUCAAACCAGGCAACACGACGGUGGGUCCUACCACAAAAAAGAGUGAAGGCGUUCGUUUCCAAGAGGAGCCCAAAGAGGAUAUGAAAUUCGAUCCCUUGACGGCUGACAGUCUUCGGGCGGAGAAGGGUUAUAACAAGGCGACUAAAAAGCAGCAGAAGGAGUUGGAAGCGAUGAGGAAACGACAUUCGAAGGAGAGACUUCUCAUCCAAAAGAACCAGUGUGUCUCCAUCGAGAAAAUGGUGAAAGGGAAACAGCCUAACGAAGCUGCAUCUGAUCCGUCUAUUCGUCGCCUGGUUGUGGAGCAAACGAAGCAAUGGACGGAAAUGAUGGAGAAACACAGAAGAGACGAGUGGGAGUUGAGGAAGUCGCAUUUGCAUUCUCAAGAAGAAAUUUUGCGAAAGUUGAUGGAAACUUCGCAGCAAAAUCAGAUGAAGCAAUUGGAAGCGAAGCACGAAAGAGAAAGUAAAGAGAUGAGAAGCAAUCAAGCGAAAAUUUCGGUGGAGACGGCGAAAGAGGUCACGAAUGACAAAACGGUGCGAAAUAAGCAAGAGAAGGAGCGACGGCUCAAGGAAAAGAAUCAAAACAACACGAAAAAGUUCAUCGAAGAGAGGAAAAUAGAGGCCAUGAAACAGGAGAAAGAGAAAGAAAAACUCCACAAACUUCACGAGAAGCAACUUGAAGACUUGACGAGAGACAUUCAAAAUGCUAUUGAGCUGUACAAAAACGAUGAAAUUGAAUACGAAUUGUCUCCCAAAUCUGAAUUUUUCGUUUAAAGCGAGUGAAAGGACCGGACGCGGCGUCAUCUCACCUUUCUCCACUUUCAUGUGUGAUACUUGUGCAUGCAGAUUCGGGACGAUUGAAUUUGAGUCUUCAUUUCAUCUCUCGUAAUUCAAUUUCUGCCAUCCCCGUUCCAUCCAUCACCUUCCUUCCUCUCUCUCUCUCCGUCUCUUUCACCCGGUUUGAAGAGAUUGAGCAAACACGUUUAGCCAACCAUUUCAACACCAACAGUUUCAGCCAACAACUGAAACUUCAUACCUUCGUUAUUAUUAUUGGUCCGCGUCGUUUUUCAUCGUCAAUCGCUAGCUGUCAUCAAAUAACUUAUACGUGGGCGAACUACACGUUAAUAUUUUCUGAUCCUGAGCUGGAUAUAUUUCACACAUUAUCUCAUCUCAUGUUUCCUUUCACACAUGAGACAUUACAUUUCACAUUAAAGUACCUUUACUCCAGUAGAGUACGCUGUCCUAUCUUCAACAAUAUAUUAUUAAUACAUUAAUAUUCAAUAUAUGAGCAUAUGUACACGUAAUUUUGUAACUUUUCACUUGAGCGGUCUAGUCGGUCGUUAAAUAUUAAAUAUGUAUAUGAACGAGUCAAAUGUGAUUAUAUGCAAAAAUAGCGUGCGAAUUUCUGGAAACUCUGAUGCCUAUCAACUAUAUUGGGCCAGGAACUCUUAUCCUCAUCCCCCCGUUGUUGUCGUAUUGAUAAGCACUUUUUGGACUAGCCUUGAACAUUGUGGAAAUUAAAUUGUUGAAAUCCUACAUAACAAAGAUGUGUUUUACAUACACGUAUGUAGAGAAGUUCCUUUCUGCUCGCUCCUACGUUUCCCAGUCGUCGUCGUCGUUAUUGUUGUUACCUUUGUGCCAAUGAUGGCCGACAUUAUAUAACUUUAACGUUUGUUAAUGUCUGUUCAUUACAUCAUUUGUAUUAUUUGUUCUACUUGUGCCACUUGAUUACUGGCAACUAUUAACAAUGACACUGUGCUCACUUGAUUCUUGUCCACCUCCGAAUUUCUGUCAUUGUCAAUAAUGAGUCAUUCAUAACUGCUGUUUUCAAAUACUACUUAAAUAUUUCAUGUAGCGUAGAGUAGCGGGCAGUGUCCGACAGCAAUUGUCUGCCGUUAACAUAAAUUCCGAUCCAUCCCAGAUUUGCCUAAUGAAUGAAAACUAUAUAUUCCGAUAUUUAUGCAAAAUCUAAAAAUAUUGCCAAAACUAUAUGUAUGAUGAUUAAGGAGAGAAGAGAUUUACUCUUGUUGUACUACUACAUACAUAGAUUUACAUAUAUCGUAGAUUAGCAUUCUUCUACUAAAACAGUAUUAUUGCUGGUCAUUUAUAUCCAUAUUUUAAGUAAGAUUAACUACAGUUAAUUAAGAUUUAGAGUUUAAUUGUUGAAAAAAUCAGUCAUGUUUCGAUCAUGCAGGAUGCCAAAGAUUAUCAAGCUUUACGAGAUAUUAAAUACAUUGUUUAAAAAAUAAAUAUCGCGUUAUAUUCAAUAAUACAUUACACGAUUAUUAUUGUUGACAAAUAUGUAUGUACAAUAUUAUUUACACAAAAACAUUUAGUCCAACAAUCUAUGUGUACCUCUUAUUUCAGUAAAAAAAACAAUUGUUAGCAAUUCUGACAUUUUAUUUUAUUUCCAUUUUUAUCGUCAAUGUCUUAACAUAUACUUUUGUCGUCGCUUACAUAAAAAAUACAAACACAUUCGCUCAACAUUACCAAGCAAAUAAGUGAACUCUAAAAUAUUCCGAUUAAAAUAGAAUCUGUGUCUUUUGGA
This is a messenger RNA of Folsomia candida, 5708 nucleotides long. It is a transcript of the gene norpA, whose product is annotated as 1-phosphatidylinositol 4,5-bisphosphate phosphodiesterase. The transcript has 35 exons. The record is from RefSeq and is a predicted model, not a curated record. Bases 644 to 3934 code for a protein of 1096 amino acids. Gene Ontology annotation, biological process: lipid metabolic process; phosphatidylinositol-mediated signaling. Lineage: Eukaryota; Metazoa; Arthropoda; Collembola; Entomobryomorpha; Isotomidae. Gene Ontology annotation, molecular function: calcium ion binding; phosphatidylinositol-4,5-bisphosphate phospholipase C activity.